AUGAUCAUCCUGCUUGAGAGAGUACACACUCUGCGGUGGAUUGAUGGCACUCCCAAUAGCUUUUGCCUUAACUCCCUCCUGCUUUACCCGGGCGUCGUCUUCCUGACGACAGAUAACCUUAGGGGCGUGGACAGUAUUUUGCUCGAUGCAGUUGACUUAGUUACCAACUGCGAAGAUGGAUGGGUUCUCAGCGACGAUGACAUGGCAGAGAGCAAGACCCAAAGGCUAUGGAGACAGCAUCUGUCUGACGAGCUCCCUGGCUCGUUUGGGUCUGGGUCUGAUGAUGCUCUACUUCAGGAGUUCUGCCACAUCCUCUCAGACUUCGAAAGCCAAGAUGUUCGUAUGUCCAAAACUUUACGAAUGGCAGCUCGGCUAGCCGAGACACAGGGCGAAGUCGUGGCCGAGAGGCAUGUAUUCCGAAUUAUUCGACAAUCUCUUGCCCUCAGAGAUCACGAGAGCUUUGACGAAAGAAUCCGUCAGCUGGAUCGGGCCACUGCUUCGCAGACACCCUGA
Messenger RNA from Colletotrichum costaricense, 513 nucleotides. RefSeq lists its product as uncharacterized. NCBI's taxonomy places the organism in Eukaryota, Fungi, Ascomycota, Sordariomycetes, Glomerellales, Glomerellaceae. The transcript has a single exon. The record is from RefSeq and is a predicted model, not a curated record. Bases 1 to 513 code for a protein of 170 amino acids.